Molecule: messenger RNA, 4343 nt
Organism: Micropterus dolomieu (smallmouth bass)
Lineage: Eukaryota; Metazoa; Chordata; Actinopteri; Centrarchiformes; Centrarchidae
Gene: rtkna
Product: rhotekin a
Exons: 11
Coding region: 446-2521 (691 amino acids)
Biological process (GO): actomyosin contractile ring assembly; signal transduction; septin ring organization
Cellular component (GO): actomyosin contractile ring
Source: RefSeq, a predicted model, not a curated record
CUUGUCACACAGAGGACAGACUGCAUUCACAAUCGGGACACAGGGACACAAAGAGAAGAACUGCAUUUUAAAAGGAUCCAUUCUUUCCCCGCUACCGCUGGGUGUUGACUGUGGGUGUUUAAGAGGAUCUUUGUUGCCCGGAGAAAAGUAGAGAAGAAGAAUACGCGCUGUGAACGGGUUUGGGGUAUUUUUUAUGCACAAGGUUACUACGGUGCAGCCCAUGCUUUUAUGCACACCACAUCUGUCUGUUUUCCCGGAGCGACCAGUCUUGUUUUGGAUGAGGAUCGGAACUUUUACGCAUUGUUUUACGCGCUGAUUGUACGAGUAUCGACUGGACAGCACACUGUCAUAAUGAACUUUAUCUCCCCGGUACCUGCGGGGUAGCGGUUUUAACCAGAUCAUUAACUCCAAGAAGACGUUUUUUUUGUGGAUAUCUUCCUAAAGGAUGCCAGUUGAUAAACUCGCAAAUAUGGAGGAAAAACUCUGGAUAUUGGAGGACCUCAAUAUGAUGUACAUCCGUCAGAUUGCACUAAGUUUACAGGACAGCGACAUCCAGAAGAAGAUUGACCAUGAGAUCCGGAUGCGCGAUGGGGCCUGCAAGCUGCUGGCCGCCUGCUCCCAGAAAGACCAGGCGUUGGAAGCGGCAAAGAGCCUGCAGACCUGUAGCACUCGUAUCAUGGCCUACAUGUCUGAGCUGCAGAGGAUGAAAGAGGCUCAAGUCAUGCAGAAGGUCACGCGGAGGUCAUCGGAUGCAGGGCCGAUGGACGACAGACUUCCGUGCAAAGGAAAAGUGGCCAUCUCAGAUCUUCGAAUCCCUCUCAUGUGGAAAGACACCGAGUACUUCAAGAACAAAGGAGAGCUUCAUCGGUGUGCAGUGUUCUGCCUGCUGCAGCUGGGAGGAGAGAUCUUUGACACAGACAUGGUGAUAGUGGACCGGACACUCACCGAUAUUUGCUUUGACAACACCAUCGUAUUUAAUGAAGCCAGGCCAGGUUUUGAGCUGCGUGUUGAGUUGUACAGCUGCUGCUCAGAGGACGACUACUCAGCAGGAAGCACGCCAAGGAAACUAGCCAGUAAACUGAGCUCCUCGCUGGGGCGAUCAGCGGGGAAGAAGCUCCGGGCAGCCAUGGAGCCUGGACCAUGUAGUCCUGUUAGCAACGGAGGGGCAGCUCCACUUCUGCUGCCAGUCCCCUCUGUACCGGGCCCUAAGUACCACCUUUUAGCUCAUACCACCCUGUCACUGUUACACGUCCAGGACAGCUUUCGCACGCAUGACCUCACCAUCUCAGGCAACGAAGAGUGUUCUUAUUGGCUGCCACUCUAUGGCAGUAUGUGUUGCCGCCUCGCAGCUCAGCCUCACUGUAUGACCCAGCAGAUGAUGAGUGGAUGUUUAAAAGUUAAGCAGUUGGGAGGUGACCCUCAGGGUUGGACAAAAGUGUACGCUGUUUUAAAAGGAACAAGCCUUUUCUGCUACCACCGACAAGAAGAUGUGGAGGCUAAUGUUGAGCCAGCUUUCACCAUUGCCAUCAACAAGGAGACCAGAAUACGUGCGUCGGAGAAAGACCCUCACAGUAAAGUUCAGAAUAUCUGUAUUAGUAACCAGUACGGAGGAGAGGAGGUCACGCACACACUGACAGCAGACAGCCGCGAGGACACACACCAGUGGAUGGAGGCCUUUUGGCAACAUUUCUAUGACAUGAGCCAGUGGAAGCAGUGCUGUGAUGACUUAAUGAAAAUUGAACUGCCAUCACCAAGGAAACCGGCUCCUGUCACACCAAAACAGGGCUCACUCUAUCAUGAAAUGGUUAUUGAGUCAUCUGAUGACCUCAGCAGCACUGUGUCAGACAUCUUGGCUCGGAGGAUGCAGGAGCUGGAGCUCCGCAGCCAGCUGGGCACCUCCCCCACCUGGAUGUCUGUGUUUGAGGAGAACAACCUCAAAAGCGUUGGCCGCCCCCGUCCCUGUACCUCUCGCAUUUCUGGCCACAGCCCCUCCUCCCCUCAUCGACUGCCCCGGAGCCCUGUGAGCCCUCAUCGCUGCCCACAGACGGCUCUGCUGUCCUCAGAUACAAGCCUGACCUCAGACAGCGACAGCCACUGCAGCACCAGUCCCUGCUCUCACCACCGUGGCUGGCCCGAGCCUUCUUCAAACUUCUCUCUCUUGUCAUCUUCUCCUUCCCGUGUGAGGCCACGCACUCUGUCGCUGGAUGCUAAGCUCAGCACCCUUCGAGGGCGGGGGUAUGGAGGAGGUGGGACCUUCCAAUGCCCCUGCCAGCCUCCUCCUUCCUCGCUGCUCACCCCACUCCCCAUCUCCUCACGUUCACCUCAGUCACAACGCAGCACACAGACCACGCUCUCCUGUUCCAGCUCCACCUCUAGCAACAGCUCCAGCAACAGUGAGGGCAGCCACAGCCCCGAGUCAUCUGAGGGAGCCCCCUUCUCAAGGCCCUCCCCAGCUCGACGCAGCCUCAGGAACCUCAGGGCCAGACUUGAUCCUCGCAACUGGCUUCAAAGUCAGGUGUGAACUUGUCCUGCCUGACAGACAUUUUAUGCUGGCCUAAAGGCAACUGUGCUCAUUAUACCAUGGUUUAACUGGCUUAACAUAUGUGAACCAACCUCAGGCAACCUGCUAGGCCACAAGCACAGCCCUGAGGAGGAUAAGCUGCCUCUAGCCUGCCUCCUGGUGGAGGAUUGAUCAUGGAAGACCCUCCUGGGGCAAACUGGAAUGUCUUCUAACACAAAAGACAGGUGACAAUCACUGCAGGCGACUGUACUUUUCUGGGUUGCCACAAUUUUGAAGAUGGUCCAAAACUAAAUGGGAGGUACUUUGCUUACUUUGAGAAAUUAUGGCCAUGCUGCUUGGGAGAAAGUUAUCCUAUGAGCUAAGGACUUGCUCCGAUAAACACGCCACACAGGGCCCACUGUCUGUCCCUGGAAUCUAAUUCAGAAACCAGAUCAUUUUUUUGGUUUUGUCCUCUGCAUCAGCCAUCCUGGCCACUCAAACAUUGUUUCAAGGUCAUCUCUAUCAAUGCACUAGCACUAUUUCGACUGGAUGUUCAAUCCUAUCUGUAUUUUAUAAAUAAAGGUUUGCGGUGUUUAUGCUAUGAAAGCCAAUGAGCAUGUGGCAGGUCGAACAUGCAAGAUGAACAUAAGGUAUAAUCAGUUUUUUCGAAUUUUAGAAACCGUUGAGUGUGGAGGGAAGGGUUGAUGUCUGUUGCCUGUACUGUGAUCUACUUAAGUGUACGUAUCUAAUAUUAAUACAACAGAUGAUCAUCACCAUUGUGGUUCUGCUAAAAAUUACUAUGCACCAUUUAGCUUUUUUGCAUGAUUUGACUUAAAAUGUUAAACUACUUGAGAGCAUUUCAACAAUGAAUCUGGUGAAAGCUUAAUUUUAUGCAAGUGCUCAUACUUACUGUACUGGUUAUUACUGUGAUCUCUUCAGGGUAAGAAUCUGUGCUCUGGUCUUAAUUUUUACACAUUUAUCUGCACAAUAAUCGAUCCUUACAAACAGAACCCUAGAACAAACUGAAAUUAACCAAAGCAUUAUUGAAAACCCAAGCCAUACUUAUUAUUCUGCUACACUGCCUCACUGCAGUAAGAGAGUUCAUCAUAAGUGGUUCCAGAUUAUUUCCAAUAAAAUGUGAAACAUUCAUCUAUCAAAUAUUAUGCAACACUGAAACAUUUCUUAGAAAUAAUUUUAUGGUGGCUGCAUUCUAGGCAACUUUAAAUUAAACUGAGUACUUACAUGAAACCAGAGUCAACCAUUAGAUCAUGAGUGAUCAAGAGUAAAAUGGCUUGUUUGCCACCUGUUUUUGUUAUUUAUAAGUUAUUAUCAUUUAGACAACUGUUAACAGCAGUUAGUUCUUUCAUGUGAAAACAAAUCAUGCAGGAGAGUCAGUGUCUCUGUCAGUGCAGUCAAGCCUCUUCUUCUCUGUCUUUGUUGUUUACUGUGGCUUUUACUUUGGUAACAGUUUCCACCUUGGGGCUCAGAACUCGGGCAACCAUUUUUACUAAGAAUUAAAACUGUCAAAUGUUUGGACAACAGCAUUUGUUACUGUAGAUUAAUUUUUAUAAGUUAACAAAUAAACCUCCUCUAUUUGUCUUUUGUUACAUUAUUGAUUUUGUUAUAAAUGCAGCUAUAUCAAUACCUGAUUAUAAUGUUAACAGAUGAUGUGCAGAUCUUAAACUAUUUCGAACAAGUAACAUUGAAUGUUAUAACCUUGCAAGUUUCGCAGGCUUUGUGUUCUGCAUGUACGCCGUCCUAGAACGCAAACAUUAAAUGAGAAAUGUGGAAAUCUCAUGUCUAAAUAAUAUAACAUUAAUUAUAAUAAAUGUUUUUGAAUUCA